UGCCUUGAUUAACUGAUGCUGUUCUCCAAGGUGACAUAGUGGAGGACUUCUGCAUAAUAUGGUACAUGAUGGACUUGUUCACACAGCUAAGAUAAGAACUACAGCAGGAUGAUAGGGAUUCAAACACAAAGUCCUUUGUAAGGUAAUCACUGCACUGACUACUGGCCUUCACUAGAUGAGUAUGAUCUCUUUCUAGUGGCUAAUUUCCCAUGUCCCCCUUUGUUGCUUUUUCUGUUCUGAGAUUUUUGCACUGACUGGUGUGCUCAAUGAGCAAUGCAGAAACUAAAAUGUGCAGGGAGGAGUUACUGGAAACACCUCUGGGGAUUUUCUGUGUUGACUGAAGUCUUCAGGCAGCUGCACGGACAGAGCGAGUGCAUUUCUGGGAUGGGGGAAGGACAGGCGUUCACACUACUUUGUUCAAUGCUUCCCAGCUGCUCCAGAAAAGAACCCAAGAAGGCAUUGGAAUGCAAGAUGAGUUGCAGGAAUCUUCAUCAUAUGACCUGGCGAGGCUGACCAGCAUAUGCUGGAUGAAUGGCAGCUCUGAGCCCUAGCAUGCCUAAACGACACGUGAUCUGGGAAACAGACGAACUCGUGGCCUACCUGCACACCUUCCCUUGGACCCCCGGGGCCACCAUCCUGACUCAGAAGUCUCCCACUGGGCCCUGCAGCAUCUUUCAGCUGGCCGAGCCCGAGUUCUUGGGCUUGCUCCUGGGGGCACGUGCCGUGGGGCACCUUCUGUGCAAAAAGCUUGGGGUGCGGCGCUGUGCUCUUGUCUCCAGGCCCAUCGCUGGGCAGUCGGCCCAUGUCCGUAUCCUCCCGCUGCAUGGGCUGGAACCUGACUGGAGGCCUCACCUGGCGGCGGAGGAGGACUUCCAGCCACAUGACCCCGGGUACUGCAGCUCGAAGAGUGGGCCUCGCUGGAACCACACAGAACUUGAGGAAGUCAAAGCAAAGAUUCGGGCCAAGCUCCCAGACCCUGGUGCCCCACCCAGCUUUGCCUUUCUGGGGGAUCCCACUCAUGAUGGCCUGUUCUCCCGCAUCGUGCGUGGCAAGGAACAGCAGUGGCGAGUGUGGGAGGAUGACUCGCACGUGGCGUUCCUCACGCCUUUCCCCAACGCCCCCGGCCUCACGGUGCUGGUGCCUCGACAACCCCUAACCAGCGACAUCUUCCGGCUGGACGAGGACAACUACAAGGCGCUGAUCCUGGCCUCACGCAAGGUGGCCCAGCUCCUACAGGAUGGGCUGGGUGCCCAUGGGGUGGCACUCAUCUUCGAGGGCUAUGAGAUCGAUUACGCCCACGCCAAGCUCAUUCCCCUCCUCCCUCCUCCUGGCGAAGUUGUCACUGGUCCAGCGCCCUCGUUCUGCCCCAAAUACCCCGGAUACGUAACAUCGGGCGACGGACCUACUGCCAGCAAGGAGAGUCUCCUUGAAAUGCAGGUCAAAAUUAUCCAGCCCUAGUGAAGGGUUGUGUGUUUUAUAUGCCAGCUCCCCCUGCCAAUCUCCAAAGCGACUAACAUGUAAACAUGCAAGGCCAACAGAAAUUCGAAAUGGCAUCUGAGAGAAAAAACUGUUACCAGCACUGGGUCCUCGUUAUCCUGUCACUUCAAACAGUAUGGCUGUAUUUGAUCACAUCGUAUUUUUCCAUUAUCAAUAGCCUCUUCUCCAGUGCAGGUUCACAGUGGUCCCAAACCUAUCCUAGAACAGGAACUGAUGCUGGGUAGCCCCUGGGACUGUACACUAGUACAUCAUAGGGCAGCCACACACACUUAUUCAUACAGUACAGGCAGUUUUGAAGGAAUCAAAUGUCUAGACCGUGGAAGGAAACAAACAUCCGGAGGAAAUUCACACAGACAGAAAGAGAACACGCAAACUCCACACCGAGUGAGGUGGGUUCAGUCCCAGAGCCCAGAAGCUGUGAGGCACCAGUGCUACCUGCUGUGCUGUAUUUAACGUAUCAGAAAAUUAUAGUACCUACUUUAAUGGUGCAUAUCAAUAAGUUUAUCAGUGAAAGUGU
Scleropages formosus (Asian bonytongue) is the source of this 2014-nucleotide messenger RNA. RefSeq lists its product as uncharacterized. The record is from RefSeq and is a predicted model, not a curated record. Gene Ontology annotation, molecular function: catalytic activity. NCBI's taxonomy places the organism in Eukaryota, Metazoa, Chordata, Actinopteri, Osteoglossiformes, Osteoglossidae. The transcript is spliced from 2 exons. Bases 532 to 1458 code for a protein of 308 amino acids.